Messenger RNA from Venturia canescens, 9870 nucleotides. RefSeq names its product tetratricopeptide repeat protein 28. The transcript has 10 exons. Gene Ontology annotation, molecular function: protein binding. The record is from RefSeq and is a predicted model, not a curated record. The coding region runs from base 2866 to 9078 and encodes 2070 amino acids. NCBI's taxonomy places the organism in Eukaryota, Metazoa, Arthropoda, Insecta, Hymenoptera, Ichneumonidae.
AUUACAGAGAAGUACUUUUGUACAUUGUAAUUACUCGUUUUUAAUUGAAAACGAUUAAAAAAAGGAAUAUUAAUGAAAUGUGAAUUUCUGGUGAUGGCAAAUUACGAAUAUACCUCCGCGUACAAUCGAAGAAUGCGUACCCGCGUCUCUCGUUGUUCCGCACACGCUAUACCUCGCUACGAGAGUGAAGGAGCAUCGGAUGCGAACGGAGCUGGGUUAUCCCACGUUUUAAAAACGUAGCCCACCUUCUCCCCGGCGCUCUUUUCUUUACCUGAACCUAACCAAUUUCGCAUAAUGGCGCGUGCGGUUGUGGAAAAAAGGAUGAAGCACAAAAAGGAGUAAAACGAAAGGAAAAAUAAUAAAUAAACAUGAAAAAACGGACGGUAAAACGAUGGAAAAUUUAAGCGCUGGCAAAAAUACUCGCGUGAGAUCCCAGGACGGGAAGAGCGCGGCGCAGAAGGAUGAAGCGACUGAGAGAGAACGAGAAAGAGAAGAACGAAAAAAGCCCAUCUCCACAUCUGGAAUAUUAUUACAGACCCUUUUUCCCGCGAUUCUUAACGUGAGCUAAAAUUUUUAUGUACCAAGAGAGAGAGAGAGAGAGAGAGAGAGAGAGCGAGAAGCGGUGAGAGUAAGAACGGGAAAGAGGGAGAGGGAGAGAGAAAAGGAAAGAUCGUUCGGAUGAGCGGUGUGCGUUGCUUUUUGUAAUUUCUCCUUGCUUCCUUCUUUUUUCUUUACUUGUUUUUAAUUUCUUUUCCUUUUUCUUUUUUACGAGAUAAUACACCGUCGGGCAAAAGGUACAAAAGUGAGCUUCGCUCUCGGAUAUAUGGCGGGCCAGCGGAGGCGCGCAGGAGUGCGCGUAAAGGGUGGGAAAAGAAGACCCCGCGGCCCGAAAACCCUCGUGCGCUUCUAUAUAUCGAUGUACUUAUGUCCUUAUAUACGUAUAUCCAUAGAAAGGUCACGGUACUAUAUAGGAAGAGAAGAGCCAGAAGAGCUCUCGCGGCGCGCGGGAUUCCGCUUACACCACGUGAGAAUCGUACGGGUUUAUGGGUAUGCCCCUAACAUUUAUACCUAUAUUUAUAUAUAUAUAUAUACACUUGAUAAACGUAUAUGCGAGUAUAUAUACGAAGGGCCAUUGCAUUAUCCAAUAGUCGGAAUACAUAAAGCAUGUACAUUUAUGCGUACAUGUAAAUCCUCCUCUCCCCUCCCUUAACAUAUAUGUGAGUGAAAUACAUUAAUUUCUCGGGUAUACAUAUAUGAUAUGAAUGGUUAUUCGCAAGAAAUAAAUGCCUUUUGAUAUGCAUAAGAGAGAUCGAGAAUCUUUAUAGCGUUUUCAACGUCAGCUGACGUUACUAAUAAAAUUUCUCAUCGAUAUAUACAACAUAACGUGUACAAAUGUAAUAUUGCAGUGUGUACGCGAAUGCUAGAAGUUAAUGACUCUUGAAUGGGCGAUGUAAGUGGAAGAGGGGGCGGGAAAUAGAGCUUACCACUGUGUAUAGAGUCUCAAGGAGUUUCGCCGGCUCCGCGUACACACUGACAUUCACCAGAUGGGUAUAAGCUCAUUAAGGAGGUUCGCGUAUCCUUUCAGUGGUGGGGAGAGUUAUCUGAGGUGCUCACUCUCUUUCUCCCUUCUCUCUUUCUCUCUUUUUCUUCCGAAAGACAUCAGCUGCAGAAGAGAAAUGAGAGAGAAAAAGAGGCAGGGGAAAGAGGAAAAUCGAGCUGCGAGAUUCUACGGGGCUUUACAAGCAAGAAACGGACUAAUUUAUAUUUUACUACGGAGCAAUAUAUUUUUAAGUACGAACAAUUGUUUUUGCUUCACAUUUUAUUACGAGUUUUUAGUUUUUACUAUGAAAUUUGACUAUAAAAAUCUUAGCUGGCAUUCUUAACGACUACUCACGCUCGACAAAUCAAUAAAUCACACGAAAAGAUACUUGAAAUCAUUUAAUUAUUCAAAUUGGAAAGACACCUGGAAUUAAUAAAGAUAACGAAUAAGUUUUGGAGCGAGAGGAUCGUUCUGAUUUUUGUAGAGAUCCAAUCGAACAUUCGAUGGGACAAAUAAUUUUUUUUUAAUUAUCGAAUAAAAUGAGAGGAUUAAAAAAUUUAUGAGGUUUUUUUAAUGUUCGAAAGUACGGAGAAAAUUGGAUAUUUCAUGAGGAAAAAAAGAGAUUGUUGAAUCUCUUCAAAAAAAAGAUAUGUACGUGUGUUUGUGAUGCUGCGGUGAGAAAAGGAUCGUGUAAGUUUGCCAACACCAAUGGAUUAUGUGUUACCGAGUAUACGUACACAGCUCCGGAUAUAUCUGUAUAUAUGUAUACUUAAACAAGUAUAUGCUUUACGAUAUACCUGUAUAGGUUAGAGAGCCGUCAGGGCCCCGGUGCCCCACUCCUCAGGCCCAACGGGGGGACCCGGGGUCACAUUCCAAGAUGGCUGUGCCUAAGGAAUGCAGUGGGUGCCCCCCUAAGACGCCUUACUCCCUCCUUUUUUAUUAAUCAAACGCAAUUUAUUCUCUUCUACCUAUCGAAAACAAACCCUCGAGAACAGUUUUAACACAGCGAGACAGUCUCGCGGCCGGUGGACCCGGUUAAAGCCGCCUCUUUCUCUCUCAUUCUUUUCCUCGUGCGUUUUUAUAUUUAUUGCUAAUACUCGCGUUCAAUAUCAACCUCUUCCGUGUGUACGGCGCCGAUUUAUCAUUUCCCUUUUCUUUUUUCACUCUUCCUCCUUUCUAAUGGUGACUAUUUUCGUCGAGUGCCAGAACAGAUAGAAUACUAUUCUGGAGUGAUUCUAUCAAAGAAACCCGCAACCUUAUCUAAUGGACUUCCUUAGCCACGGAUAAUGCCCACGCAAGAGGAUGGUACCGGCUCGUCUUAAACAAUGUCUCAUAGGGAUAUCUCUGAGGUGGAGCCCGAAGGUACGUCGGCCCUGGCUGCUGGAUCUAGGGCACUAUUCCUAGAGACAGUACGCAGAAGCAAUGCAGCAUGCCAAAACGGAGACUAUGCGCAGGCUGCAACUCUGUACACCGAAGCCCUAGCCUUGGAUCCUCUUAGCCAUGUCCUCUAUUCCAACAGAUCUGCCGCUCGACUCAAAAUGGGACUCUUUGCUCUUGCGCUUCAGGAUGCUGUUCGAGCCACUGAACUAGUACCACAAUGGCCAAAAGCAUAUUACCGACAAGGCGUUGCUCUACAAUGUCUCGGUCGUCACGGGGAAGCUCUGGUAGCUUUCAGCGCCGGAUUAGCACGAGAUCCACCAAAUUCUCAAUUGCUUUCUGGUCUCGUCGAAGCUUCGUUGAAAUCACCGCUCCGUCCAACGCUGGAGCCUACGUUUCAACAGUUAAGAGCGAUGAAACUGGAUGAAUCACCGUUCGUUGUGAUAUCGGUCGUUGGACAGGAGCUUCUCGGUGCUGGCCAAUACAAAGCGGCUGCGGGUGUUCUGGAAGCUGCUUUGUCGAUCGGUACAUGCAGCCUCAAAUUGAGAGGAUCCGUAUUCUCGGCGCUUUCCAGUGCUUACUGGGCACUCAAUUCCCUCGACAAAGCCAUCAGCUAUAUGCAACAAGACUUGGGCGUGGCAAGAUCGCUGGGCGACACUCAGGGUGAAUGUCGAGCUCACGGGAAUUUAGGUUCGGCGUACUUUAGCAAGGGUACAUUCAAAGAAGCGUUGACCGCUCACAGAUACCAGCUAGUACUUGCUAUGAAAUGUAAAGACGCUCAGGCAGCGGCUUCGGCUUUGACAUCACUGGGCCACGUGUACACAGCAAUCGGAGAUCUUCCAAAUGCUCUUGCUUCUCACAAACAGUGCGUUCAGCUAGUCAAACAGAUGGGGGAUCGUCUUCAGGAAGCCCGUGAAAUUGGCAACGUGGGCGCUGUUUAUCUCGCGAUGGGUGAAUUCGAGAGCGCUGUAGAUUGUCACACGCAGCAUUUGAGAAUCGCACGAAGACUCGGCGAUCGUGUUGAGGAAGCAAGAGCUUUUAGCAAUCUCGGCUCUUCCCAUCAUUAUAGACGCAAUUUUGGCCAAGCCAUGACCUAUCAUGAAAAUGUAUUGAGGAUCGCCCAAGAACUCGGGGAUCGUGCGAUUGAAACGAGAGCUUAUGCGGGAUUGGGCCACGCCGCAAGAUGCGCUGGCGAUUUGGCUCAAGCAAAACUUUGGCACCAGAGACAACUUGAUGUGGCUUUAACGACGAAAGACAAAGUAGCCGAGGGUCGUGCGUGCAGUAACCUUGGUAUAGUCUAUCAGCUACUCGGAGAACAUGACGCAGCGUUGAAACUUCAUCAAGCACAUCUUGGAAUUGCAAGGUCACUGGGUGAUCGAGCGGGCAUGGGAAGAGCAUAUGGCAAUAUCGGCAAUGCAUACAAUGCCCUCGGCUAUUACGAACAAGCGAUUAAAUAUCACAAACAGGAACUUACGAUAAGUAAAGAGGUGAACGACCGAAGUUCGGAGGCAAGUACACACGGGAAUUUGGCUGUGGCGUAUCAAGCGGUUCAAGGUCACGAGACGGCGUUACGCCAUUACAGAGCACACUUGGCAAUAGCAAGAGAGCUCAAAGAUGCUGCCGGUGAAGCGUGCGCUCUUUUAAAUCUGGCAAAUUGUUUGUCGUCGCGUGGAAGGUUUGAGGAAGCUGUGCCUUAUUACGAGAAUUAUUUGAUGUUGUCGCAGGAGCUUCACGACGUAGAGGGUGAGGCGAAAGCGUGUCAUUUUUUGGGUUACGCUCACUAUUGCUUGGGAAAUCAUCGAGAAGCAGUGAGAUAUUACGAUCAGGAUUUAGCGUUGGCGAAAGAUUUGCAGGACAAAUCUGGAAUGGGUCGAGCUUAUUGCAAUCUCGGUUUGGCGCAUUUAGCGCUGGGAAAUUUAGACACUGCUUUGGAGUGUCAAAAGUAUUAUCUCGCGAUAGCCCACAUGACGAAACACUUAGCUGGCAAAUUUCGGGCACUCGGAAAUAUCGGCGAUUGCUUAUUGCGGCUCGGUGAGGUUGACGAGGCGAUAAAAAUGCAUCAGCGUCAAUUGAACCUCGCGCGACAAGCCACGGACCGUGGACUCGAGGCCGCGGCUUACGGCGCGCUGGGUAUAGCGCAUCGAGCAACGCGGAAUUUUGAUAAAGCCCUUGGUUUUCAUACGCAAGAAUUGACGCUGAGACAAGAGGAGGGUGAUUUACGGGGCGAGUGUAGAGCCCACGGGAAUCUCGGAGCGGUUCACAUGGCUCUUGGCCAAUAUACGCACGCGGUUAAAUGUUAUCAGGAACAGCUGGAAAGAUCCCGAGAAUUGGGUGAUUCCGGUGUGGAAGCGCAAGCCCUCGGAAACCUGGGGAUAGCUCGACUAAACAUGGCGCAUUACGAGGACGCGAUCGGUUACUUCGAGCAACAAUUGGCAACGUUGGAGCCUUUGACAACAGCAACGGCGCUCCUUGACAAAGCUCGAGCGCUCGGUAAUCUCGGGGAUUGUUACGAAGCUCUCGGUGAUCCGGAGGAAGCGAUCAAAUGUCACGAGCAGCAGUUGUCAGCUGCCGUGAGAUUGCGCAGUGUCAGAGACCAGGAACGCGCUUACCGAGGUUUGGGACGGGCCCGAGAAGCCUCCGGAAACCUACCGGAAGCUCUCGUCUGCUUUGAGAAACGUCUUGUUGCCGCUCACGAAGUUGACAGCUCUGAAGCUCGUGGCGCUGCUUACGGAGAUCUCGGACGCGUGCACGCAGCCCUCGGCAAUCACGAACAAGCUGUCAGUUGUCUCUCCCAUCAGUUGACUCUUGCUCGUGGUCUCGGGGACCGCGCCGCCGAGGCUGAAGCCGCCAGUGGCCUCGGAGCCGUUCAUCUUCUCAUGGACGAUCCGGAUUCGGCUCUCCGCCAUCAUCAGCUUGAGCUCACCAUAGCUGAGGAUCUCGACGCUGCAGGCCUACAAGCACGGGCUUGUGCGAACCUCGGCGCCACCCAAGAAGCUCUAGGUCAGUUGGAAGAAGCGAUCAGACUGCAGGAACAGUCGCUGAGUCUGGCUGCAGCCGCGGGCGACCAACCGGCUCGCGCAGCGGCCUUUUCCAGCCUCGGAAGACUCCAUCAUUUACGCGGCGAUCGUGCACGCGCUCUCAGUUAUCUCCAAUCGGGUCUCUCACUAUCCGAGGGCCUUGGACGUCGCGAAGAAGUCGCGAGACUGCGCCACAGACUCGGCCUCGUACAUUGGCAAGCCGGCGAAGCUACGAUAUCUGUCGAACAGUUAGAAAAAGCUGCGAAUCUCUUAGAAUCGUUGGAAGGAACAUCGGCGAAUUUCACCCAUGGCCAACCGAGUAAAUUGGAACUCCUAACGGAAACAUAUAUCACGUUGCAGAAAGUUCUAGUGAGUCUGAAUCGUGCGGAGGAAGCUUUGAACUGGGCGGAAAGAUCGAGGAGAACGAGAACCAGCUGCGUCGAGGAUGCGACUCAUUAUUCCGAAAUAGUAGAUCGGCAAAGAGGCACCAUACUUUAUUACAGUGAAACUGAUGACGAACUCCACGCCUGGUGUCUUGCGCCCAGUCGUGGUCUCCUCAGAUUUCAUUCGGCGAAACUCGAGCUCGAUGGUACGAAACUCGAGGAAAAAGUUUUACAAGCUAGAGAGGCACUGCUCGGUGAAAACUGCAACAGCGAUCUCGACGAACCGACGACCAUAACCGCGAGGGGGCAUCAUCUGAACGCCAGUUCGUACAGUCUGAGUAGUUUGUUCAGCGUUGGAUCAGUGAGCUCGCGAGCCGGGAGCGCCCGUUGGGGACGCGGCACCAAAGGCCCAACUUGGCAGGCUCCUCAGCCCUUGCAGACUCUCUACGAUCUUCUUCUUGCACCAUUCGAAGACCUUUUACCUCCAGCUCGAAAAGAGCUUAUUCUCGUUGUAGAAAAAUCUUUGUACCUCGCGCCAUUACCGGCGCUGCAAGCCAGCCCGGGCGAAGACUAUCUCUGCGAGCGUUUUUCGCUUCUCGUCGUACCGUCUCUGGCAGCAUUGAAAAAACGUUCGAGAACACCGAUGCCCGAGGGUGGAGCGACCGUUGCUGCUCUCGUUGCUGGAAAUCCAGCGUUGCCCGAAGAAUUGCGUGAUGAAAACGAUUGGCCCGAGAGUUCAAUGUCCGCCGAGACCGAAGCGAAUAUCGUCGCUGAGCUGUUGGAGUCUCGUCCUCUCGUCGCUAACGAAGCAACGAGAUCCGCUGUGCUUCGAUCCUUGCCAGACGCCGAGUGCGUACAUCUCACGACUCCGAUUCUUUGGAAUUCCGGAAACUUGGCAUUUUCACCAGAUCAAACGGAAGACGGGAACGAACGAUUGGAAUUCUUGUUGAGCUCGAUGGAAAUUUCGAGAUUGCGGCUAACCGCUCGUUUGGUUGUUCUCUCCAGCGGUCACUGCUGGGCCAACGGUGAUAAUUCUGGCAAACUGACCUCCGACGGUGUACAGACCGUAGCCAAAAGUUUUCUGAACGCCGGUGCGCAGUGCGUUCUCGUUUCAAUGUGGCCCGUUCCCUCGACCGCAGGAAGCAUUUUGCUCCGCGCUUUCUACAGCGCUAUGCUGCAAGGCGCGCGAGCUUCUCGGGCUCUGGCCGAAGCCAUGCAGACCGUACAGCAUACCAGACACUUCGCCCAUCCCGCUAAUUGGGCUGGAUGGCUUUUGCUCGGUGGAGACGCGAGAUUGUCCAACAAAGUUGCCCUCAUGGGUCAAGCACUCGCUGAACUGUUGCGCGGCGGUCCUGAACAGAGUCGCGAUGCACUUCGCGUCACUCUCCAUCUCGUUGAAAAGUCUCUGCAGCGCAUUCAUCGAGGCCAAAAGAACGCCAUGUACACGACCCAACGCAGCAUCGAAAACAAAGUUGGCACUGCCCCCGGCUGGAAGGAAUUACUCAUGUCCGUCGGUUUCCGCUUCGAGCCCGCCGGCAACGGCAUCCCAUCCUCAGUGUUUUUCCCCCAGAGCGAUCCCGAAGAAAGAUUGACCCGUUGCAGCGCCAGUCUUCAAGCUCUACUGGGACUCGGACCCGCGUCUCUUCAUGCUCUCGUCAGAUUGCUACAGGCUCCUGAAGCCACCGAGGACGUCAUAUCCGCCAUGAGGAGAGCCACUUGCGCUACCGAAGGACAAGAAAUUGUUUUGCCCGUCAAAACGUGGCGAGCUUCCGGCUCUCACGAACUCUUUGCUAGCUUAGGCUUUGAUCUCAUGGAAGUUGGACAGUCCGAAGUCACUUUGCGCACUGGGAAAGCCGCCUCGAGACGAGCCGUUCAAUUCGCCCUGCAAGCUCUGCUCGCACUCUUUGAUACGCAAGAAGCUCCGAAAAGCCUGAAUCUUGAUUCUAGCAGCUCAAUGGAAAGUUUGACGUCCGUAACACAACAAGAACCAAAAGUACAAGAAAGACCAAAACUUGGCGGUGCGUUUGCCAGCUACGUCCGCCAUCGUGGUGAACCUGAUGGCAAAACAACUGAAGCGCCCAGUCUUCCAAUAUCAAGACAAGCGUGUCCUAAUGGCGGAGGAGAAUCCGACGCAGCGUUUACGCCAAGCCCACCGAUAGCUCUGAAUCUUAAUCAUCAAACGCGAAUACGAACUUUAUAUCCGGAUCAAUCGGUCCGACCAGGGUCGAGUUCCAGUAGCUCGGUAACGGAUUGGGAAACGGGUCACGCGACGGUGCUUCGACGUCAACCAAUGCCCGCGUUGCCGGCAACAGUCCUGGAACGUUUGAGCGUCAGAACUGAAGUAGGUACAAGUUCACCGAGGAAGCCGCGACAUCCGGCAGCGAACGAGGACGUGAAUCAUCAGCCGGAAGCGACGCAAACGACGGAGGGAAUACCCCACAAUUUGAGGAAUUUCGCGACGUCGUUGACGAGUUUAACUCGGGAAUUAACACCCACGAUAUCCGAAGUUUAUCACGAGAGAAAUUUAGGACUCGGCUUAGCGCCUUCUUUGUCGAAGCUCUUGGAAGAAGCGGGCAACGUAACGGAAAGUGAGCAGGGACAACUGACCUCGACCGGUAACAGCCAGACGCAAAAUUGGCUACAGAACGAGCCUGAACUUUGUCGUAGAGACGAAGCGGACGGUCGCUCCAUAGCAGAAUCCCAAUGCAGUGCAACGAGCUCCAACAAAAUUCACAGGAAAGCACCGCCGCCGCCGGUUUAAAUUCUCAAUGUGCGCUCUUCUCUGAACGCAGAACAACGCGCGUACUUUGUAUUGGGUGUAAAGUAGCGGGUAGAUUCAAGGAAGAAUGGUUAUUUAUAUAAAAUGUAUUUAUAAGCGGGACGCUAGAAGUUCUCGUUUCUGAUCAAUAAAAUUUUCGGUUAGGGAGAGGAAUCAGGCUAGCUGAAAAAUCAAAAUUUUGCCUUGUUUUCAUACAACGCGGUUAUAAUGAAACAUUUGCAGAAUUCCUUUAAACUGUAUGAAACAUACGACGCUGAGGCGAUUGAUUGAGAAAUUUCGUUGAACUUGAUUAGCGAAGGACAAAGAAGAAUGGUGUACUAUAUGUAUUAAUCUUGGACAAUGUAAAUGUAAGAUACGACAAUUUUUCUAUUAAGCAUUUCAUAUCGCGUGUGCGCGUAUUUCACGACUGUAGAGAAUUAGUAAUUUUUUUUUUUUUUUUUUUCAUCGCAACAUCAUUGAUACUUAUGUUUUUAUCUACGGAGCAUCCAGAAAUAUAGAUUUGAUUUUUGGUUCUAUUAAUCAAAUGACUGAUCGAUCCGGCUCCGAAUUUAUGGAAAUAACGUCACUCUUGCCCUAGUGAAACGCGUCACACUAUUAGUUGUCUAUUCGUCAAUAUCCGUCCUAUCUAAAUGUGUUCAAAGUAACGUAUGACUGCAAGACAAAUGAAUAUACCGAAUUUUGUUUUCUUUACAUUUUAUACAUCGAGGUUGGAUCACGUAUUUAUGAAUUUGGCUACUGUGACAGUGUUAAUUCAAUAAAAAAAUUAAAAAUUUU